GUAGAACCAAAGAGAGACAAAACGACAUUGUCUACACUUUCUUAAUUCUAACGGAGUUAAUCAACGUCGACAUUAUGCGAGAGGGAGAUGAGAAACAGAGCCGGGCUCUAGAUUUUAAUCGACUCGAGGUUUUGUCAUUACUAGGUCGUGGUGCUAAAGGAGUUGUGUUUCUUGUCCGCGACGACGACGCUAAAUUGCUUGCUUUGAAAGUUAUACUUAAGGAAGCUAUAGAGAAGAAGAAAAAGAAGGCAAGAGAAAGUGAAGUUGAUGAGUAUAAACGCGUGAGUUUCGAGCAAGGAGUAUUAAGCAGAUUCGACCAUCCUCUUUUUCCGUCUCUUCACGGAGUUUUAGCUACCGAUAAAGUCAUCGGUUAUGCCAUCGAUUAUUGUCCGGGACAGAAUCUUAAUUCUUUGAGGAAAAUGCAAUCGGAAAGUAUGUUUUCCGACGAGAUUAUCAGAUUUUAUGCGGCGGAGCUUGUACUAGCACUUGAUUAUUUGCAUAAUCAAGGAAUUGUGUACAGAGAUUUAAAGCCUGACAAUGUGAUGAUCCAAGAAAAUGGACAUUUAAUGCUUAUAGAUUUCGAUCUUUCUACAAAUCUUGCUCCAAGAACACCGCAACCGUCACCGUCACCGUCUAAACCGUCGCCGACGAUGAAGAGAAAGAAACGUCUCUUCCGCUUCUCCAGUUUUUGUAACUCAGGAAUCUCGCCGCAGGAAUCGAUCUCGAUUCACUCAUCAUCUACAUUGGCGGUGUCAGAUUCAUCUGGAGAAAAGUCGAAUUCUUUCGUUGGGACAGAGGAAUACGUAGCGCCGGAGGUUAUAACCGGAGACGGCCACGAUUUCGCCGUUGAUUGGUGGUCGUUAGGGGUUGUUCUAUACGAGAUGUUGUAUGGAACGACGCCGUUUAGAGGAUCGAACCGGAAAGAGACAUUUUACCGGAUUUUAUCUAAACCACCGAAUCUAACCGGUGAAACGACGUCGUUGAGGGAUUUGAUUAGAAGAUUGUUGGAGAAAGAUCCUAGCCGUAGGAUUAACGUUGAGGAAAUUAAAGGUCACGAUUUCUUCAAAGGAGUGGAUUGGGAAAAGGUGAUUUUGGUUUCUAGACCGCCGUAUAUUCCGGCGCCGGAGGACGGUGGUGAUAAGGGUAAAGAUGUGAUAAUAGUGGGGAAUGGGUUAAGGGGUUGAAUAAUAAUAAUCACGAUUUAGAAAG
This is a messenger RNA of Arabidopsis arenosa, 1209 nucleotides long. The record is from the annotation of a GenBank genome assembly. NCBI's taxonomy places the organism in Eukaryota, Viridiplantae, Streptophyta, Magnoliopsida, Brassicales, Brassicaceae.